UGCAAUAAUUGUUAUUCUGUCUAUCAAACUCUUUCUGCUCUGCAAGAGAAAUGGCUUAUGCUGCUAUUUCUUCACUUAACUAUACAUUGAACGAACUCUUGAAACCUAAUCAAUCUUUGGUUUGUCAAUGUUGUACACAACAACAUAUUCAAUCUGUCUAUCAAACUCUGUCUGAUCUACAAGAUUUCCUUGAGGAUAAGACAAAGGAAGCCAAAGAUAUUGUAACUCUUAAGGUGAUAGAAAAGAAGAUCACAAGUGUAGUAUACAAAGCAGAAGAUAGAGUUGAUACAAGUCUAAGAAGGAUCAUUCUAGCAAUCCGUGAGGACAAGCGGGAAAAAGCUUGUAAAUCCUUUUAUAAAGAAUUGUUGAAAGUGGAAGAACAAAUUUAUUUUCUCAACAAAGAGGUGAUGUUGAUCGAGUUUAACAACCAUGGAAACAAAUCUCCAGAAUUAGAAAUAACCCAAAGAUAUUGA
Solanum tuberosum (potato) is the source of this 473-nucleotide messenger RNA. RefSeq lists its product as uncharacterized. The record is from RefSeq and is a predicted model, not a curated record. The transcript is spliced from 2 exons. NCBI's taxonomy places the organism in Eukaryota, Viridiplantae, Streptophyta, Magnoliopsida, Solanales, Solanaceae. The coding region runs from base 51 to 473 and encodes 140 amino acids.